CAACUAUUUACAGCUGAAAAGUACUUCUACAAGUAGCUACCAUUUCUUCUUCCAUAUUAUACACUAACACUUUCGUUCCUGCUUCCCCACAAGAAACCCUGGUCCCGAUCUCGCACUAGAUCAUCCGCACUUCGCGCAGCUAAACUGUCUUCCACUUGCGCGUGACCUACCCGACAGUACUGCUAUCCGUCCGGCGUUUCCUACUUUUAAUAUUGAAGACAUCCCCUCCGUCGUCCUACUAUUGACCUACCUAAUUACCCCAGGCGAAACGCACUCCUAAACCACACGAGUUUCCUACCCUAUUUCGAGUCCUCGAAACCUACGGUUGCUGUCGUUCCUGGAUUCGUUUACUCUCCCACCGCCCACUCGAGGCCCUCCGCAGCCGUCGCAACACAGGCGCAUGGCGAAUACACACCCUCAUGUCUUUCCUUUCGCAUACCGUACUUCCCGGUAGCAGUACACUACACAAUGAAGGAGAUAGGAAAGGGAAAAAUGCGCCAAAAAGGCUGAGAAAGGCACAGAGCCACUCUGGUCUCUUCACGCCGCUCAUACACCUGGUUAAAGAUCCUGUAGGGACAUUAAGCGGAUUCGUAGGAAGCCAUGGGGAAAUACCUGAAGGAAUCGAACCAGUUGGGGAGAUUGAGGCACGGAAGCAGCUUUUGAAUCUGCAUUUGCGCAAUGCCGAAACCUAUGAGGAAUGGAAGGCUGCCGCAACGGAACUCGACACACUAGAGGGAAACGAUGCCUGGAAAUCGGAGGACGAAUCCCUUGAAUAUGACGCCGCGCUCGUGGCUGCACGCCUGCGACAGCUUGACGAAGCUCAGCUGAGCUGCGAUGUGCCGAAAAUGCUCUUCCUCGUACGGACUGCCUUGACUCGUGGAUUGGGUGGCAUGGGUGACCUGCGACUAUACAAACACUCUCACGUUGGGACAAAAACUCUGAUCGAAAGGUACAUCGAAUCAGCACAGAGAACUCUGACCGUCCUACUGGAUGUCUCCGCUAAACAAGGUGACAAUUGCCCCAUCGAACCUCGACAACUCAUGGAGCAGCUAUUACUGGCCCGUCAAUCCUUUGGUCGAAGUGCUCUGCUUCUUUCGGGAGGGGGCACCUUCGGUAUGAACCACAUCGGAGUCGUGAAGAGUCUCUGGCAGGCGAAACUCCUGCCUCGCAUCAUUUCGGGUGCCUCAGCCGGGAGCAUUGUGUGCGCUGUCCUUUGCAGCAAGACCGAUACUGAAAUACCAAAUGUUCUCGAUCAAUUCUGCUAUGGCGACCUUGCUGUCUUCGAGCGAGAAGGCGAAGAAGAUGGACUUAUGAAGAAGGCCACUCGAUUCCUGAAAUAUGGAUCGCUGUUCGACAUUACUCAUUUGAUGAAUGUGAUGCGGAGCCUACUGGGCAACAUUACAUUCCAAGAAUCGUACAAUCGUACAAGGCGUAUUCUGAACAUCACCGUUUCGAGUGCAAGCGUAUACGAGCUGCCAAGGCUAUUGAACUACGUCACCGCUCCGAACGUUAUGAUCUGGUCCGCAGUAUGCGCGUCUUGUUCAGUCCCUUUGAUUUUCUCUGCAGCAUCCCUACUCGCCAAGGACCCGAAGACUGGAGAUGAGGUCCCAUGGAAUCCUACUCCAAAUGCCGGCUUCAUUGAUGGUUCUGUGGACAACGAUCUUCCGAUGACUAGGCUUGCCGAGAUGUUCAAUGUCAACCACUUCAUCGUCUCGCAGGUGAAUCCUCAUGUGGUUCCAUUCUUGGCCCAAGAAGAAGAGAGCCUUACCAAAGAGAUUCAAAGCGACAUCACCGGAACAGCGGGGUCAUCCUGGGUCCAUAACAUGGCAAACCUGGCAAAGGGAGAAGCUCUGCAUCGCUUACACGUGCUUGCAGAAAUGGGCAUCUUUCCCAACUACCUCACCAAAAUACGGUCCGUCCUCAACCAGCGAUACUCUGGAGACAUCACAAUCCUCCCAGCAAUCUCGUAUGCGAAUUUCCCCAAGGUUCUUAGCAACCCGACGACGGAAUUUAUGCUUGAAGCCAUGCUUGCAGGCGAACAGGCCACAUGGCCCAAGCUAUCUCAGAUCCAAAACCAUCUUGCGAUCGAGCUUGCUCUGGAUGAGACGAUUCAGCAGCUGCGUGCUCGCGUUGUUUUCAGCCCUCGUCGGAUGGAUAGCAAUAUUAGCAAUUCCAGCCGUCCGCUCUCUCAAGGAAAUGAGACUCUUCACACGAGUAAGCCUCUUGUAAAGACGACUCGCUUUCAACAAGAGGUCAUCACAACCCCAACGCCCUCACCGUCACCCCCGCGUGAUAACAAGAUGCAUUUGAUGAUGUCUUCAAGCCACCCUUCAAAGCCUUAUCUACCCACUCACCCGAUCAGCUCUCUGAUGAAGCCAACCGGGAGGUCAUUUUCGCGCGGUGCGUUUCUCGAAACUUUAUCGUCAUCUACGACUGGCGGGGACGAAACCACCACUGAUACUGGAGAGGAUGAGGGCGAGCUCUCUCCCGAUACGGAUGCAUCUGACUUACUGUCAUCCCCUGAUCCCUUCUCAUCGUCGCCUCCCGGUCACCCACAGCUCUGGCCAUCUACCCACCAACUAUUCCCGUCGGCUUCGCAACCGAAUACGCCAUAUCACCCAGCCGCGCUCUUCGACAGUCGACUAAAUACCGGAAACGAAAGGGGAGCCACCAGACCAAGCUCACCCGAGCUCCGCUAUAGACGCCUCUUCCACUCUCCUGCAAACACACCCAUGCGCUCAACAGCCGUGCAUCCCCACGUCCAACGCGACGUCGCCACAUCCACCCAAGCGCUAUCCGGCCUCGUCCCAGCCAUACCCCAAACCGAGUCUCUCCCAGAGUCGCAACUCAAUCCCUCUAUCAGUAUCCCCCACACUGACUCGCUACCCGAACCACAACCACCCACCCUCCCUUCCCUCACACCAAGCACCGAAGCCACGCGCCUCGCCGCCGAGAAAAUCACAUUCCAACUUACGCCCGACGACCUCCAACAGCGCCGUUGGCACCGCCGAGGCAGCACCACCGUCCCUCUUGACGCCAACAUCCCAACAGCCCUCCCCUUGGAUAUCUCAGGGACCCGAGGCAUGCUCCUCCGCAAGAAAGACUCCAACUCAAGGAGGGGCAGCUUGGCUCCCGAGUGAUCGAGCAGCUCCCUACCUGUCAAGCCCAAACUCGGCUUCUGAACCUUUUCUCUUUCCCUUGUGAAUAUACCACGUUUUUGGACGUACAUACUUCGACCUCCACCCUUUUGCUACCUUACUUUACCUCCUUGUUCCUCCUUCUCAGACUCUUUUAAGUCAUGUAUAUUCUUCUAUUCUUUCGAACUUUUCAAUUCCCACUAAACGUUACGCGAGGAUACACACUACGGGUACACGGUUUUUCUUUUGUCAUACAGAGGGAGUGUGGUAGAUGACGGCACAAUAGGAAGGCUAGAUAGGGCGUUUUUAGACGUUCGGGUACCUGGGUAGUUAGUGCUCACGAGCGCGGGAUAUGAUAGCCCCGCGUAGAAGGGAAGACGCGAACUCCAUGAAUAAAUCAAACCAAAUCAAAUCAAC
Aaosphaeria arxii CBS 175.79 is the source of this 3554-nucleotide messenger RNA. RefSeq names its product patatin-domain-containing protein. The record is from RefSeq and is a predicted model, not a curated record. Lineage: Eukaryota; Fungi; Ascomycota; Dothideomycetes; Pleosporales. Gene Ontology annotation, biological process: lipid metabolic process. Gene Ontology annotation, molecular function: triacylglycerol lipase activity. The transcript is spliced from 3 exons. The coding region runs from base 420 to 3140 and encodes 906 amino acids.